Molecule: messenger RNA, 1549 nt
Organism: Eutrema salsugineum
Lineage: Eukaryota; Viridiplantae; Streptophyta; Magnoliopsida; Brassicales; Brassicaceae
Product: SUPPRESSOR OF GAMMA RESPONSE 1
Exons: 6
Coding region: 84-1163 (359 amino acids)
Biological process (GO): regulation of DNA-templated transcription
Cellular component (GO): nucleus
Molecular function (GO): DNA-binding transcription factor activity; transcription cis-regulatory region binding
Source: RefSeq, a predicted model, not a curated record
UAGUGGACAACCUCAAAGCUCACUCUCUCUCUAUUUAUCUAUAUAUUUCUCUCUCGGUUUUCCCUUUCUUUGUUUUGGAAGUCAUGGCGAGUGCUUGGAUUGUAGAUGGGCGAGGAAUCGCAACCAAAGUGAAGAAUGCGUCUGUCUCUUCAGCUGUGCAGAUCAAAGACUGUGGAGCUUCUAUCAAUUGCCCCAACUGCUCUUACCGCAUUGACAACAGCAAUGUGCUGGUUCCAUGGCCUGGCCUUCCUAAAGGCGUCAAGUUUGAGCCAACUGAUGAGGACAUCAUUGAAUUUCUGGAAGCUCAAUGCGGGGUUGGUGGCUCAGAGCCGCACGUGCUUAUCGAAGAGUUUAUUCGUCCAGUCACUGAAGAUGUUGGAAUCAAUUACACUCACCCUGAAAACCUUCCUGGUGCAAACAAAGAUGGAGUAAGUGUCUUCUUCUUUCACAAGACGGUGCAGGCAUAUGGAACAGGACAAAGGAAACGCAGAAAGAUCACACCCACAUGCCUGAGCGAGGAACCAGUUCGCUGGCACAAGACAGGGAGAACCAAACCAGUGUUGCUCGAUGGAGUGCAAAGGGGCUGCAAGAAGAUUAUGGUGCUCUACAAGAGCGCUAGAAAGGGAUCAAAGCCCGAGAAAUCAAACUGGGUCCUUCAUCAGUACCAUCUGGGCACGGAAGGAAAUGAGAUAGGAGACUAUGUGGUUUCAAAGAUCACAUAUCAGCAGCAGAAACUAGGAGAUGAAGGGGAGAGUUCCGGGGUUAGAGGUGGCCCAAGAACACCCAAGACGAAUACUCCUACACCACCUAGACCUUUGGCUGGCGCUGCUGCCGAUGAAGAAGCUUUUGAUGAUGCAAACAUUUUUGAUCCAUCUCCUGAGGGACUGGACAGCAUUCCAGAAGCUGUUUUGGGGUGCAAAAAAGCUCGAAUAGAUGAGGAUUUUGUUGUAAACCUCAGUGAAGAUAACUUAACAUGCAACGAAAGCAUUGAAGCUUCGUCUCUUUGGGAAAACCAGCUUCUCCCUAAUCCUAGCGUCGCCACUUUCGGGGAAUUAGAUGGUUUUGCGCUUUCAGAUCUAGAGAUUGCAGAUUUGGGGACUCCCCCUGAUUUUCUCACUUUGGCUUCUCAGGAGAGCUUGUUGAAUUGGAUUGGAUGGCUGUGAUUGGAUUCUUUGCUGCUAAAUGCAGAACCUCUAAAAUGGCGUUUUCUCAGUAAAAAACGUAGAGAAAUGCCGAUGAAAGAUGAAGAAGAAGGAGGCAAAAACAGGAAUGUGUAUAAAUAAGAAAACUUUAAAGUCUGCCAAGCUGAAGUCAUAUCUCUGUGAUAAUUUUACUUCAGCAAAUUCUCAGGCGAUCAGUUUUCUCUCGGAUUCCCGGAAUGUUACUUAUAAAGUUCCGGGACUAAAUCAUUUCAAUCUCGGAAUCUUCACUUGAUUGUAAUUCAAAAAGACAUUUUGACCGUUGUUUACUUGCUCUCUGUUGUGUUUACUCUGUUUUGUUUGACUAAGGUCUGAGACGGUUAUAAAUAAUAUAUGUUCUGGUAUUUACC